AUGGCACAAAUUCCUUUGUCGUCAACUUAUCAAGGGCAUCAUGGUUCACAUAUGACCAUCAUUCCUGUUGAUAUCUUUAUAGAAAUAUGUAGUCACCUACAUCCUUUAGACCUGUUCACCCUCAUAGAAGUUUGCAAACAAUUUAGGUAUUGGUUGAACUCCGCCUCCCCGGGCACUCAGGACAUUUGGCGAACCUCUAGACUAAAAUUUCUGCCAUACCUACAGUUGAAACCAUUUGCUGAUAUGGAUGAGCAAUCUUAUACCAGACUGGGCCUAAUCGAGAAGGGAUGUCAAUUCUGUGGGACACGAAAAGAAUAUUGUAAGGUUUACUGGGUAUUUCGUGUAAGAUGUUGUAAAAAGUGUUUUAAUAGAAAAGUUGUAAGCAAUCGUGAUCUCCCGAGUGGUGCACUGUUACUGGUUGAUACGUCCAAUUGUUUACCCUAUCUUAGAAAGGGACCAGAAUAUGACUCACCGAAAAUGUUUUGGUUUCGCGAUGUUAGAGCAAUUUGUAAAGAGUUCAAAUCACUCACCCGGGAAGAUGCUGCAAUAUGGUAUAGAAAAAAGAGAUCGGAGGCACACAAGAUAAUGGAGGACACCCGGAAACGGAGAAAGGACGAAUGUUAUUGGCUAAUUUCUCGUAGGAAGCAAGACAAAAAAGAAUUUGAAAAGAUCAUUCAUGAGUUAAGAGAUAUGCAACGUGAUGAUGGGGAGUCAAAAUAUGUUGUUCGUUGGAUUUGGGAAUUAAAAUCGUGCACCAAGGCUUUCGAACUUUCUCGAGAACCCUACAUAGAAAAAGACUGGAAAAUCUUAAAGCGUGCAAUGAUGACGGAAUACGAGGAAUUAAUGAAACAACAGCGCCGGAAGCAGAUAUGCACGUGUAUCCUAUCUUUAUUAACUGCUGAUAAUACGGCACGCACAUAUCCGACCGGAAUAACAGAUUACCAGGUUUCGGUGUCAGAUCCGCUUUUGGAGUGUCUAAGGUGGUGCCCAUCUUAUCAAGACCCUCCGUUCAUCAACAAUGAUCCGAGAAAUCCAUGGAGCACCCAAUACUUACUUCUCGACUUGAUCCCUCAGCUUCGCAAAGAGGCCAUCGAGUUGCACAAGUUACCAGGUCCGAUACGACCUGGAUCUAUUACCACGGUACUAGGAGCACUUAAUCAUGGAUGUUCACAGUGUGAAGUGUAUCGAUGUCGACUGUGUAAGGGAAGAGGUGGCAAGCAUUAUAAUUACCAAGGUGUUUGCUGUCAUUUGGGUUCGUAUCACAAGGUUUCCAAGGUGAUGGUGGAAGAGAUGAUCGUGGUUGAUAGAGAAAGAGUUAUAGAAUGUAUACCAAAGAUAUUUCCUUUCGACGGUAGCACCUCGGAAUAUUACCAAGGUUUUCGUCAUUGGCACGGUUCUUGGUCUUGA
Molecule: messenger RNA, 1407 nt
Organism: Acaulospora morrowiae
Lineage: Eukaryota; Fungi; Glomeromycota; Glomeromycetes; Diversisporales; Acaulosporaceae
Source: the annotation of a GenBank genome assembly